UUAAAGAAAGAGCAAAGGUGGGACCCAUUUCCACAUGCCCCCAGAACUCCCCCUCCAAGAGCCUCCAAGUCCACAGUUCCGCUUGCAGUGGCACUGUCCACUAGCACGGUUUCCAAAGAUCACCCAAAUUGGGAUCCACUGCUUCCAAGAUCUAGGGUUUCGAUUUUUCGAUUCUCUUUUCCGACGCGAAUCCCUCUAGAAAUUCUGCUCGGAAUGUGUUAGAGAGAGAGAAGAAUGUUUUCUUUCUGGAAAAUUUUCGUUGUCUUCUUGAUUUCGAUUUUUGGCUUUCGGAGUUGCCAUGGCCUCAUCUUCAGCUUCAAGAUGCAUCACCGCUUCUCCGAACCCGUCAAGAGGUGGUCAGAGGCCGCCGGAAAACUUUCUCCGGCCGACAACAUGCCGAAGAAGGGAACUUUCGAGUUCUACGCCGAAUUGGCCAACCGCGAUCGCCUCCUCCGUGGCCGUAAGUUGUCCGAAACUGAUGUGCCACUCGUUUUCUCUGACGGGAAUGCUACCUUUAAGAUGAGCUCACUGGGAUUUCUGCAUUACACAACGGUAAAAUUGGGUACGCCGGGAGUGAAGUUUAUGGUGGCGCUGGAUACCGGAAGUGACCUGUUUUGGGUGCCCUGUGACUGCAGUCAAUGUGCGCCUACUGAGGGAACAACUUAUGCCUCUGAUUUUCAUCUUAAUGUAUAUGACCCUAAAGGGUCAUCGACCAGCAAAAAGGUCUCUUGCAACAAUAGUUUGUGUUCACACCAUAAUAGAUGCCUUGGAACGUUUAGCAAUUGCCCUUACAUGGUCUCUUAUGUCUCAUCUGAAACUUCUACUUCUGGGAUAUUGAUAGAGGAUGUUCUGCACUUGGAAACAGACGACAAUCAUAAGGAUCCUAUGGAGGCAAAUGUCACAUUUGGUUGUGGACAGGUCCAAAGCGGUUCAUUCCUGGAUGUUGCUGCUCCCAAUGGUUUAUUUGGGCUUGGAAUGGAGAAGAUAUCAGUACCUAGCAUUUUAUCCAGGGAAGGGUUCAUUGCAGAUUCUUUUUCCAUGUGUUUUGGAGAUGAUGGAAUUGGACGAAUCAGUUUUGGUGACAAGGGCUGUGCUGAUCAGGAAGAGACCCCAUUUAAUUUAAACCCAUUACAUCCAACCUAUAACAUCACUGUUACUCAAAUUCGAGUUGGGACAAGGCUCUUGGAUGUGGAAGUAACAGCUCUUUUUGACUCUGGGACCUCUUUCACAUACUUGGUUGACCCUACUUAUACAGAACUUACAAAAAGUUUCCAUUCACAGACUCAAGAUAGACGUCAUCCUCGUGAUUCAAGGAUCCCAUUUGAAUAUUGUUAUGAUAUGAGUCCAGAUGCAAAUACUAGUUUGCUACCUAGCUUGAGUUUAGCCAUGAAAGGUGGAAGCCAAUAUCCAGUAUAUGAUCCCAUCAUUAUCAUCUCCUCUCAGAGCGAACUUAUAUAUUGCCUAGCUGUUGUCAAGAGUGCUGGACUGAAUAUAAUUGGACAGAACUUUAUGACUGGCUACCGCAUUGUAUUUGAUAGAGAGAAAUUAGUCUUGGGCUGGAAGAAGUUUGAUUGUUAUGACAUUGAUGAUACUAGAAAUUCCUUGCGAAAACCCAACUCCACCACUGUGCCACCUGCUAUUGCAGCUGGACUGGAUAACUAUUCUACCCCGAAAUCAACAAAGCCGACAGUCAAAAAGCAGGCUUCAAAUGCAUCACCAUCAUAUCAUUGCUACACCUCUCUUCUGAGUUGCUUCAGAUUUCUCAGUAUACUUAUUCUGUUAUUAUAGCUUUUUCACGGCCAACAUCUUCAGGCCCGUUGCAAUUAGAUCAGGUAAUUAAAUAUUAGGUCACAUCCUUUUACCAUGUAGUGGUGGUAAAUCAACCUUGCUCAGUUCCCACGUUACACCAAACUGAGAGGAAAUCUUGGAUGAACUAUGUUCUUCGGAGCAUCAGUUUGCCAGGUAAUACUGACCCCUUAUGUUCAGUUAUUUACAUGCACCUCACACUAAGCCUCUGUACCAAUGCUGCUUAGAUUAGAUUUAGCUUCUGUUCGUGUAACAUAGAUAUUGUUUACGUUUUACUCAAUGACCAAAGAACUAACUGUUCCAUCCAAAAAAAAAAAAAAGUUGCUGUUCCUCUUGUAUUAUUCUCUUUGUUCUAGGGUGAUGAGAAUUCAUACCUUUCUGUUUCGUUCAUCUCCCCUUCCCUUACUAGAGAAAAGAUAAAUAAAUUAAGAAAUAAGUGCAAUUAGCACAUUAUCAUGGA
Ziziphus jujuba (common jujube) is the source of this 2266-nucleotide messenger RNA. Its product is annotated as aspartyl protease family protein 1. Gene Ontology annotation, biological process: proteolysis. The coding region runs from base 235 to 1788 and encodes 517 amino acids. The transcript is spliced from 10 exons. Lineage: Eukaryota; Viridiplantae; Streptophyta; Magnoliopsida; Rosales; Rhamnaceae. Gene Ontology annotation, molecular function: aspartic-type endopeptidase activity. The record is from RefSeq and is a predicted model, not a curated record.